GAGCCUCCCUGAGCUGAGGACAGCAGCCAUUAUCGGACUCAUAAAACGGCUCUUUUUCAUGGGGUCCGUACCCCUGUAACCAUCGAAAUUGUAAUCAACCAUUAAUUGGUUCUCCAAUGACUUCCGUAUCCUCACUCCUCCCCUUCAAACUCCAUAGUCUCCAUCUUCCUUCUGCCAUUGCAGGAGAGAAGACGAAGAAGAAGAAGAAGAGACCUUGUUCGUUCGCCAUUGACAAAAACCAUGACUUGGCCACUGGUCAGUUGGCUUUUAUCUUCUUCUUCGUCUUCGUCUACAUCCUCCUCCGAAUACGACAACGACGACAUAUUUGACGAACCAGAGAACGACCACAAAUCACCAAACGGCGAUGAUCAUGACACUAAUGAUGUCGAAGACGACGAUUACGACGGCGUUGAUUCCGUUAGCGUAGCCGUUACAGGCGGUGCUGACCCUUCUUUCUCCACAUCCAAACGACGCCGUACCGACGACGACGACGAUUACUACCCGAACGCGGCUGCCGCGAAGAAAGUUUUGCAGAAGAGAGUUUGGAGCGAAGAGGACGAGAUCGAGCUCUUGCAGAGCUUCCUCGACUACACCGUGACCCAGAAACUCGGUCCGCACCGUAGAACGGCUAACUCGUUCUACAACGACCGGGUUAAGCCCGAGUUAAGGGGCAGAUUCAACCAGAACCAACUCGCAGAUAAGCUGAGGAGAUUGAGGAGAAAGUUCCAAAACACUUGGAGUAAGAUGAAGAACUCGGGCGUGGAUUUCCGCUUCAGAAACCCACACGACAGGGGCAUUUUCGAGAUUUCACAGAAGAUAUGGAGUGGCAGAGGCGGCGCCGGCGGCUGUGGCGGUCAUAGCAGUAGUACGGAUCUGAUGCUGACUCAGCAGGAUUAUGAGAUAUUAUUGGAUGAGAAUAAUAGUGCAGAGAAAUGGAUAAUGGGUUUGGGUUUGAAAACGACGUCGUUUGGAGGAGGAGGAGAAGAAGAAACAAAAAUGGGAGAUGAGAAAUGGAGGGAAGAGAAGAUUAGGGAUUUGGAAGUUUAUUCGAAACGGCUUGAGUCGAUUCAGACUCAGGUUAAGGCUGCAUUGGACAAGUUGAGAAAAGGGCCAGCCAUUGAUGAGGCUGCUGCUGACGUGUAAUUACUGUUUUUAUAUAUUUUUUUUUAUAAUGAUUAGAUUGUAAUUGUAAACUUUAUUGAAUUUGAAGAUGGUUGGUCGGUUGGUCAACGGUUGGGUUGGGUUAUAUAAUAGAGUAGGGAAAAGAAAAGAAAGUUGUGAAUAGAAUAUCAUUAUUACAGUUACAGAGCAUAAAGAAAGAAAGUCAAGUACUUGUUGUUGUUGUUGCUGUGCUGUUUGAUUUGAUGAUCUAUGUAAAAGUUUCUAGGAAACUUUGUGAUUCAUAAUAAAAAAGACAGUAAUGUUUUGAUUCAUAAUCAUAUGUAAUGGAGAGAUUUGCAUGAA
Molecule: messenger RNA, 1464 nt
Organism: Humulus lupulus (European hop)
Lineage: Eukaryota; Viridiplantae; Streptophyta; Magnoliopsida; Rosales; Cannabaceae
Product: probable transcription factor At3g04930
Exons: 1
Coding region: 241-1143 (300 amino acids)
Biological process (GO): regulation of DNA-templated transcription
Cellular component (GO): nucleus
Source: RefSeq, a predicted model, not a curated record